Messenger RNA from Fusarium vanettenii 77-13-4, 2508 nucleotides. RefSeq lists its product as uncharacterized. The record is from RefSeq and is a predicted model, not a curated record. The coding region runs from base 1 to 2508 and encodes 835 amino acids. Gene Ontology annotation, biological process: glucan catabolic process. Gene Ontology annotation, molecular function: beta-glucosidase activity. The transcript has 7 exons. NCBI's taxonomy places the organism in Eukaryota, Fungi, Ascomycota, Sordariomycetes, Hypocreales, Nectriaceae.
AUGUCGCUCCCAGCUACCAAUACCACUCUCGAUGUCGACUCCCUCCUCAAAGAGUUGACACUUGAUGAAAAAGUCCAGUUGCUGGCUGGCCAAGGCGCCUUCAGAACCACAGGACUUCCACGCAGAGGAAUUCCUUCUCUUGUGGUAUACCUCCGAUGGACCCCACGGCAUCCCCGUGUACCAAGUCCUAUGCUGCCGUCAGCCACGUCCAUGGGCGCCACCUUCAACGUCGACCUACUCCGUCAAGCCGGGAACCUGCUCGGCGAAGAAGCAAGAUUUCGAGGUAUAAACGUGCUCCUCGCUCCGACUGUCUGCCUUCAGCGCUCGCCUCUUAUCGGCCGAGGCUUCGAGGCUUUUGGCGAAGAUCCCUUCAUGAGCGGAGUGCUCGCUGCUGCGUACAUCAACGGAAUCCAAGGUCAAGGUGUGGCUACGAGUAUCAAACACUUUGCGGCUCACGACCAGUCAGAUAACUCCGUCGAGGAUAACGUGGUUCUGACGGAGCGAACACUACGCGAAGUUCAUCUCCUCCCCUUCCAGCUCGCUAUGCGAUACUCUGACCCAUGGACCUUUAUGGCAUCUUAUAACAAGAUCAAUGGAAUUCAUGCCAGUGAAAACUCUUUCCUACUCAAAACCAUCUUGAGAGAUGACUGGGGGUUCAACGGCCUGGUCAUGAGUGACUGGUUUGGCACUUAUAGCACCAGCGAGUCUAUCAACGCAGGCAUGGACCUGGAGAUGCCUGGCCCGACAUUGUGGCGUGGAAAGGCUCUUUCCUUGGCUGUCAACAGCCGCAAGGUCUCGCAUAGAGCUAUCGACGACGCAACCAAGAAUGUCUUGACUCUGAUCAACAAGGUCAAAGCAGUCGAGCACAUUUCCACGCCGCCGAAAUCCGACUCUCAAGAGCAAAGAGCCUUGAUCCGGAAGAUUGCCUCAGAGGGGAUCGUCUUGCUCAAGAAUGACAACAAGAUUCUUCCGCUCACCGACGUCAAGGGGAAGAAGUUUGGCUUGAUCGGAGACCACAUCAAGCAUCCCGCUCUAUGCGGCGGUGGCAGUUCGGAAGUCGAGCCUUACUACUCCGUCACCCCGUAUGAUGCGAUAGUGGAAGAGAUUGGAGAAGCCAACGUCUCGUAUGCCCCAGGUUGCUACACCUUCCGAUUCAGCCCCCUCCUAGAGCGCCUCACCUGCCCCGACACGAAUCAAUUUGGAUGGUCUAUCGAGAUCUUUGGCGAAAACCCAGACGAGAACCCCAAGGCUGAGCCUGUUCUGACGACCAUUGCCGAGAAGCCCCUCAUCGAUAUCCCCGAGAGUCUUGCACUUCCCAAAAAGUACUUUGUCCGAGCUCGAUCGAUAUAUACACCUGAAGCGUCAAGGCAGUUUUGCUUUGGUUUUGGCGUGUCAGGCAAAGGCGUCUUGAAGGUUGAUGGCAAGGUCAUUAUUGACCAAUGGACCAGUCAACUGCCAAAGACGGAUUCGACCCCUUGCUUCAACAGACUGUGUAUGGAAAAGUUUUGCACUGUCGAUGUCACUGAGAAACCUAUGCUUCUAGAGGUGGUCAUGGUGAAUGAAGCCAUCUCUGGGGGUGUUGGCACCGCACUGACUCUUGCUGGCCGGGUUGGUGGUUUUGAACCCUUUGAUGAGGAUCAAGGCAUCCGAGACGCUGUCGAGCUGGCAAAGAAGGUUGAUAUUGCCAUCCUAGUCACAGGUCUGUCAUCCGAUUGGGAGUAUGAAGCGAGUGAUAGGAAACAUCUACGUCUUCCAUGUCGCACUGAUGAGUUGGUUCAAGCUGUUCUAGAAGUAAACCCAAACACGAUCAUUGUGACGCAGUCCGGUUGCCCGGUCGAGAUGCCUUGGGAGAGUCGGGCAACCACAUUGGUGCACGCUUGGUAUGGCGGGCAAGAAACCGGCCACGGCCUUGCCGAUAUCAUAUUUGGGAAGCAAAAUCCGUCGGGAAGGUUAUCCAUCACCUUUCCAAAGUCGCUCAAACACACUCCGGCGUACCUCACCUUUUCCAAGGCCGAUUAUGAUAUCGUUUACGGUGAGGGGGUUUUCAUCGGACACCGCUAUUACGAAAUGGUAGAUAGAGAUCCGUUAUUCUGGUUCGGAUACGGGCUUUCUUAUUCUGUCUUUGAGUACAAAGAUCUUGAGGUGCCCAAGGAAAUUCUCGGAGGAAAGGAUGGCUCCAUGACGAUCUCGCUCACGGUUACAAAUGUUGGCUCUUAUGAUGGAGCAGAAGUCAUCCAGGCGUACGUUCAGGAUUCAGACAGCAGCCUGCAGCGUCCCAUCAAGGAACUCAAGGCCUUUACCAAGGUUCACCUUGCAUGUGGGGAGUCGAAAACUGUUCAGCUUUCUCUGGAUAGGUAUUCGCUCUCCUUCUGGUCACAAGAGAGCUCCAAGUGGAAGGCUGAGGCCAGUACGUAUGUUGUCAUUAUCGCAUCGAGCUCUAACCCGAAGGAUGAGAUUAUUCGCGAAUCAUUCUAUCUGUCCGAGACUUACUUAUGGGGAGGAGUGUAG